AUGACGGCUCUGAAGGAAAACAGAUCCCUCAAGGCCAUUGCUUUCGGGCGUCACGGGGAUGGCCCCCCACCAGAUCUUUUCCCACCCCAAUUUUUGCUUCCUCCCCUACCAGUAGCGGCAAGAAUGCUAUUGCCUGCUCCUCCGCCACCGCCGGGUCAUCAGCCACCUCGGGGUCGUCAGCGACCGCAGAGGGGAUUUUUGCCUCCACCUCCUCCCGGACCAUUGCCUCCUCCACCACUGCCAUUUCCUGCUCCUCAGCCGUCUCCGCCGUAUCAGCAGUUGUUACCGGCUGCGCAAGCGGCACGGGACAUGUUGAUAAGCAAUUGUAUUGUCGAGCAAAUCACUGUUGAGGGCAAUCCAGACCAGCUCCUUUGUCCUUUCGGGCUCAACAACAAUAGCAGAGUCGUCAGCUUUGCUGAGCUCCCGACCGUAGAUGAUCCAUUGAUAGCACUGUAUCUAAAACUCAAUCAAGCAGGCCGGCAUCAUUUGCUCGAGAGUGGACAAGCGACCCGUCAGGAUUGGAUUGACGCCAUUAGCGACAAUCGAGAUGACACAAAGGUCGUCCACUACUUUCUUUCCCAAAAUCCAUCCCUGUGUGAGGCUGUCUGA
Molecule: messenger RNA, 609 nt
Organism: Seminavis robusta
Lineage: Eukaryota; Bacillariophyta; Bacillariophyceae; Naviculales; Naviculaceae
Source: the annotation of a GenBank genome assembly